Molecule: messenger RNA, 1017 nt
Organism: Sclerotinia sclerotiorum 1980 UF-70
Lineage: Eukaryota; Fungi; Ascomycota; Leotiomycetes; Helotiales; Sclerotiniaceae
Exons: 1
Coding region: 1-1017 (338 amino acids)
Molecular function (GO): oxidoreductase activity, acting on paired donors, with incorporation or reduction of molecular oxygen; iron ion binding; heme binding
Source: RefSeq, a predicted model, not a curated record
AUGAUAGAACAACGAACAGUUUCAUUCUUUCAAGAACUCUGGGACAGUAAAGACUUGGCACGUGGUCUUAUCGACCCAGCAGACGAUCUGAAACUUCUUCCAUUCUUGAUUGUGGCCGAAGUCGUUUACGGGAAGCUAGCUCCCGAUGUUGAAUCCGAGCUCCGUGCCCUCGCUCCGAUCCGCGAAUCCUUCUUCAAGCACGUCAUCUCGGGCGGGCUUACUCGUUUCGACUGGUCAGCUUAUCUACCUACACAAGCCAAUAAAGACCUUGCAGCAUUCCGAGAGCGAUGGAUUGCGUUCAAUGAAUUUGCUUGUCGAAGAGCGAAGGAACAAGGUCUCAACGCCCCCAUCUUGGACUUAUUCGCGGCGAAAGAAAUGGGAGAAUUAACCGAGAAUGAAAUGCUGCACACCCUUGAUGAAAUGUUAUACGCCAAUCUCGAUGUCACAAUUGGCGGUGUGAGCUGGAAUCUGGUGUUUCUUGCAUCGGACAUUUCCGUGCAGAAUGAGUUACGAGCAGAAUACCAAGCCGCCCAGAAAGAAGCCGACGAAAAUGGUCUGACGCUAGAGAAAUAUUUGUCGAGUAGCACAACACUUCUAGCCGCUUGUGUAUCGGAAGCUUCUCGUCUACGACCCCUUGCUGCAUUCUCGGUGCCACAAAGUAUUCCCACACCAAGAGUUGUCGGAGGCUAUGAAUUUCCAGCCGGAACAAAUUUCGUAAUUGACUCAUAUGCUUUAAAUAUUCGUAACUCAUACUGGGGCGAAGAUAAAGCCAUAUAUCGUCCAGGUCGUUUCAUGGAGAGAACCGCAACACAGUCACGAUACAACUUUUGGAGAUUUGGAUUCGGUCCAAGGCAGUGUAUGGGAAAAUUUGUGGCGGAUAUUUUGAUAAGGAAUAUUUUGGUACAUUUGGUAAGAGAGUAUGAUCUGUCAUUGUUGAAAACCGAAGAGUGGCAGAGAAACCCUGAGAUUUGGAUUAAUCAUCCAGAUAUGAAGUUAAGGUGUGUGAAGAGAGGAUAA